Molecule: messenger RNA, 4870 nt
Organism: Octodon degus (degu)
Lineage: Eukaryota; Metazoa; Chordata; Mammalia; Rodentia; Octodontidae
Gene: Simc1
Product: SUMO interacting motifs containing 1
Exons: 10
Coding region: 122-2833 (903 amino acids)
Source: RefSeq, a predicted model, not a curated record
GAGUGAUGGCCCGGGCUGUCGCCGCCGCUUCUGCCUCCUCUCCCAGGAACCGAGGUCGCUGCUGCCACCGCCACCGGGGUCGCCGGCAGCCCACGGUCUAGCGUGGCCGGAACCCAUAGUCAUGGAGGACUUCAUCGUGAUUUCGGACGACAGCGGUUCGGAGAGCUCGGGGGGUACCCGCUCGGGCCGGGCGCGGAGGCUCCGCCGGGCCCUGUCGCGGACCGCCGGCGCGCUGCCCCGCAGGACCGUGGACUUCAUUGAUUUAACUAGAGAAACCAGACCAAGGGCAAAGGAUCGCAGUGGGCUCUCUGUGAUUGACCUGACAAAAAGUGAGGAAGAAGAUAGACCUUUUGACACUCUUGAUUUGACUUUAGAAUCUGUUAUUCCCUCUCAGAAGGAACCAUUCAGUCUUCAGACAUGUGCCAGCCUGUCUAGCAAAGAGGUAAUAGAACCUCGAGGGAAUAGAAGCUCUUGGCCUAUAGCACGAAGAAUCAUUAAUAAUGAUCCUGUGGAUUUGGAUCUGUUGGAAGAAACUACUUUUGAAGAUCCUCAACCCCCUGCAUCCAUCAGUCAGAACUCUCUUUAUCCAGAAGAGCCAAAUUGUAGCUCAGCUACAUUCCUAGGUAACCUCAGCUUCUUGGCAAGCACACAGCUGUCUUCAGAUGUUAGCCCCUUUUCUCCAACAAGCAAUAAUGGCUACAGCAGCAAUCAAAGGGCACCCUUGCCAUGCUCCCUGCGAACCUUGCCAUCUCCACAGAGAACCUCACCAUGCCCACCACGAGCCUCCUCCUGCCCACCGCAAGCCUUGUCAUGCCCAUCACAAACCACUCAGGGCCAGCUCCCAGCCUUGCCUCACCCACCUCAAGAGGUGCCAUGCUUUCCUCAAGAUGUGCCCUGCAUUCAGCAGCAUAUACCAGUCCUAUCUCAAGACUCAUCAUGGCAUCUUCAUUGUUCACUGAGCCCACCUCAAGGUUCUCUGGGCCUACCUCAAGAUGUACCAGGCCCACCUCAAAACCUAUUGUAUCCACAAGAUGUGGCAUACCAGCACAACGUGCAGUCACUGCAAGAUAUGUCACAGUCACUGGGAGAUGCGCCACAACCACUGGAAAACAUACCACAGUUACCUGGCAACAUAACACAGUCACCAGGCAAUAUGUCACAGUCACCCAGAGGUGCACUACUUUUGCCAGAUACAGUACAUUCAUCUGAAAAUGUGCAAUGCUUAUCAAGAGACAUGCCAUGUAAACCAGGAGACUUACCACAAGACAGACCUGACUCCCCCCACAAUGAUACACAGAAUUGUGACAGUCCUAUGGAUAUCUCAACUCCAUCCUCUACAAGCUGCUCCCCCGGCCCACCAUCUCCACAGCCUGAAACUUCCUUAGAGAAAGUUCCUCAGCUUUGUGUCAGAGAAACAUCAGUCAGAAAAGAGAUGUCAUUGUCAGAGCCUGCCUGUGCCAGGUCUGUCCAGGUACAAGCACAAACAUUACAAGGCAGAAUAUACAACAGACCAUGCCUGCAUAGAAUGAAGUACUUCUUGCGACCUCCAGUCCAUCACCUCUUCUUCCAGACACUAAUCCCAGAUAAAGAUGCACGAGAGAGCAAGGCUCAAAAAUUAGAACCCAUACCUCAUCGAAGACUAAGAAUGGUGACAAACACCAUUGAAGAAAACUUUCCUCUGGGGACUGUGCAGUUUUUGAUGGACUUUGUGUCACCCCAGCAUUACCCACCCCGAGAAAUUGUGGCUCACAUCAUCCAAAAAAUCCUGCUCAGUGACUCUGAGACAGUGGAUGUGCUCAAGGAUGCCUACAUGCUCCUCAUGAAGAUUCAACAGCUACAUCCAGCCAACGCCAAGACAGUGGAGUGGGACUGGAAACUGCUCUCCUAUGUCAUGGAGGAAGAGGGUCAGACUCUGCCUGGGCGAAUCCUUUUUCUGCGUUACGUAGUACAGACCCUAGAAGAUGACUUCCAGCACACUCUGAGGAGACAACGGCACCACCUGCAGCAAUCCAUCGCCAACACCGUGCUGUCCUGUGACAAGCAGCCCCACAAUGUCAGAGAUGUUAUUAAGUGGCUGGUCAAAGCAGUAACUGAAGAUGAUUUUACUCACUACCCCAGUGGGAGCCAAAACUCUUCAGGGAGAGGGGUUUUGAAAGCCAGCAGCUGCCAACCCUCUCCUCAGCCUAACCUGACGAAGAACACCAAUCAGCUGAUUGUGUGCCAGCUUCAGAGGAUGCUGUCCAUAGCCGUGGAAGUAGACAGGACUCCUACCUGCAGCUCCAAUAAAAUUGCUGAGAUGAUGUUUGGGUUUGUACUGGACAUACCUCAGAGGAGUCAAAGAGAGAUGUUCUUUACCACCAUGGAAAGCCACCUGCUGCGCUGCAAAGUGUUAGAAAUCAUAUUCCUCCACAGCUGUGAAACACCCACCCGCCUGCCCCUGUCUCUGGCCCAGGCUCUCUAUUUCCUGAAUAAUUCCACAUCACUGCUAAAGUGCCAGUCUGAUAAAACCCAGUGGCAGACUUGGGAUGAGCUCAUUGAGCAUCUGCAGUUUCUGCUGUCCAGUUACCAGCAUGUUUUAAGAGAACACUUACGCAGUUCAGUGAUUGAUCGAAAGGAUUUAAUCAUCAAAAGGAUUAAGCCCAAGCCUCAACAAGGAGAUGACAUCACAGUGAAGGACGUGGAGAAGCACAUGGAGGCCUUCCGCAACCGCCUCAUCCAUAUGCUCGGGGAGCCUCUGGUCCCCCAACUCCAAAAUAAAGUGCACUUGCUGAAGCUCCUGCUCUUCUACGCUGCAGACUCGAACCCUGACGCAGAACCAGCCUCAAAGCACUAGAACAGCCUACAAGGGUGUCUCCAGCACUGAGCACUGAGAAUACCUCCAUGAACCGUUUCCACCUACUUAGAAACCCUCAGAAUAUGGACAGUAGUGAAAUCCUCACAGGACCAAACUUACCUUGUUUAUCUGUAGGUCAUAAUAACUAAGUCUUCAGUAUAUACCUUUUUAAUAAUCCUGUCCUAGUCUGUUCUAACUAUGGCUUAAAUAUACAAGGUGUAUAUAUUUCUAAUAAAUUAUUUGUCUACACGAUUUUUGAAAUAGGUGACAGUAUAUGCACUACAUAUUUUCAAAUUUCCAUUGGAGACAUGAGACUUCUCUGCUGAACAAACUAUGUCACUGUUAUGUCAUUCAAGGCCCUGCCAGCCUGUUUCUAGAAACAUUGCUUUCCCUAACAGAACACAGAUAUCCUCUAAUAGACCUUUUUAUAUUACCUAGAAAUACGAUUUUGUGACCAGUCCAUUGAUACAUAUUGUAAUAAAGGUGGGUAUUAUCUAGAAGGAUUAUAUGUGCUAUAAAACAUUUGAUGUUAACAUGAUACAAUAAAAAGCCAAUAAUUUUUCAAAAUAUCACCUCUACCAUGCUUCGUUCCACCACUGGAGACAAGCAGAGUGGCUACUCAACCAGGACAAAAGAGCCAGGUAUGGUGGUGCAUGCCUGUAACCCCAGCACUUAGAAGGCUGAGGCAGGAGGAUUGCCAUUAAACUGGAGGCUUGCCUGGGCUAUAUGGUGAGUUCAAGGACAGCCUAAAUAAACCACAUGGUGAAAUAAUACCUCAAAAAAAAAAGGACAAAACACAGAGACCAACAUUUGAGAAAGUAGUAAGGAUUCUUAAUUGUCAAAACAAGAAAAAGACACAAAUAAAUUAAUUGGAACAAUUUUAGACUGCAGGGCUUCUCUAUAGGUCAGUUCCUUAUGUAAACAAAAUGCUACCUAAAACAAAAAAGCAAGUAUCUGACAGUGUUCUUGACAGUGAACAUGUACACGCUGAGGAGAAAUCUGUAGGCAGUUUCUCUUUCCUUCAGUAAGAUAUGCAUCACAUAAAGGUAUGAUCAUUUUAGUAAAAAGUUCUUCCACUUACAAUUUUGAAUUCCACCACUCCACCCCACAGAAUUUCAGGCCCUGAUCCUGACAAAAAACAAGAUGACACUAAUUUUACAAGAAACUGAAGUGUGUAACUGUACUAAUCUUUAUUCUAAAAAAAUUUAUCUGGGGUUGCAGGUAGAACUCGGUGGUGCUUGCCUACCUAGCAGGUCCAAGGCCGCAGGUUUAUUCUUAGCAUUGCCCACAGGAAAUACUGGAAUGAAAUGAGAAGACUGAGUUAUGUCCCUUAGUUUUCAAUCAAAUGCAAUUUAGACUAACUUCAUUUUAAAGUGCAAGAAAGGAUAUGAAACAUGUCUGUUGCAUGAAAACAGGAACUAUCUCUCCUAUGGCAAUGGUCCAGGAGGUACCAAGAGGCACAAAGGAACGGCUGCAGGACAGAAUGGUGCCUUAGGACUAAAAAGCAAGAUGACUCCAUGGGAGAUCCCUCCCUGCCUGCCUGCACUGUGUCCAGAUCACAGAUGGAUCUUAGGUCUUACAUGCUAGGGCAGGAGCGCAGCCCAGUCAGAAGGGCCACUGCUGCCCAACUGAGUUAGUGGCGCCUCUACACUAUGAUUUGUCAGUGUUUGUGUAUUUCAUCAUGAUAAAACAAUCAAGGAGUCUCCGCUUUGGAACAGCACGAACAUUAUUUACCUAGUAAGCAAUGAUUAAAGUUCUUAUCUAGGAUAUAUGAUAUAAAAAUAGGUCAUGAGGUCCCCCAAAUCACUGCUCAGUUUUUUAGUCUAAUGCAGUACAAAAUGGUUUCUUCCACACAAAUACAAGCUUUUCACUCAUGUUUCUCAAAAACUGUCUCCAGCAGUCGCCUCUGUUUAAGAGGUUUAAAAAUAUACUGUUUCUGGGGGAAAAAAAAUGCCAUUCCUAUAUCAGAGCCAAGGGGACUGGAUACAAGAAACCUUCCACCCAGAGUCCCUGGGACAGAAAAUACUCUAGAAGCCA